AUGGCACAGAUAGGUAGCUCCUCGCUGCUUCGGUAUGGCCACUGCUAUACUAUCAACACCACCGACGGGCAGGUCUUAGGCCACCAGCCUUCGGACUGGAACUAUCUGCGGUUCGGGACCGACACCAAGCCGGCCCAUUUCAAGGUCUGCCAGAGCAUUGGCCAAUGCACCGCCCCCAAUACCGAUUACCAAAUUCUCCCUAACCGCUCCCGCUUCUGGCUCUUCGACGUCGAGGGUAAUGCCUAUUCACCCAACGGGGACUUUGUCGCCGCCAACUCCCCCCCCUUUGGCGCCAACCGCAAUCUGUAUCCCGCCGGCGGCGCCUAUCGCUAUUACGUUAAUUUCUGGGGAGAUAACGACUGUUCCAACGCCGAUUUUCGCUUCUUAGGCAAAUGCUCUGUCAAGCUACGCGUAGACAACCUCCGGGACGACCAGGGAUUAACGAUGACCGAUAGGUACCUUACGUCGGCCGUUUCAAAAGACCAGUAUGUCACCGUCACUUUCCAUGAAGCAGAGUGUCCCCAGAAGAAUGGCGUCUCUAGCGUGGCAAACGUGGAACUCUAG
Molecule: messenger RNA, 564 nt
Organism: Hirsutella rhossiliensis
Lineage: Eukaryota; Fungi; Ascomycota; Sordariomycetes; Hypocreales; Ophiocordycipitaceae
Exons: 1
Coding region: 1-564 (187 amino acids)
Source: RefSeq, a predicted model, not a curated record